Molecule: messenger RNA, 2084 nt
Organism: Cryptomeria japonica (Japanese cedar)
Lineage: Eukaryota; Viridiplantae; Streptophyta; Pinopsida; Cupressales; Cupressaceae
Exons: 6
Coding region: 195-1661 (488 amino acids)
Source: RefSeq, a predicted model, not a curated record
CGAGUAACAAGUUUGUAAAUAUGUUCUUGGAUAACACGAUGUGUUUUUUCAUAAACACAUUGAAAUCACAUGAUGUUUUUUAAUAAUUUUGUUUAAAAACACAAUAGGUUUUUCAAAUUUAGGCGCUAGUUCAGACCAGAUCAUUUGGUCAUGACCAAUAUACCAUCGCCUGUCAAGCGAGGCCAAACAUUGUGAUGGACGAUUUUGAAGCACCCAACUUUUCUCUUGGGCUCGAUUUCGAGUCGCAGGGACCCUCCUUCUCUCUCGGCUUCGACCUCGAUCUCGACUCUGAUAUUCCGCCUGUCAAAUGUCAAUCCUCAGACAUCAUUCACAUACAGGACUCACAGGAGUCUUCAGAUCGUGAACCUCAACGACCAGAUUUGAACCCUGGACCCGCCGCUCCUCAGAAUCUUGAGGAUGAACUCUUACAUUGCUCCAACGAACGUGAAUCGCUUCCCACACUGAAGAGGCUCAGAAGAGGUUCCCCUGUAAACGCGAAUGCAAACGAUUUUCACACACCCGCCGUUAAGAUUCAGUCUUCCAGAUUUGAAGCCGACGGCACCCGAAUAGAUUACGAUGACAUCGAAGAUUUCUCAACGGAUGAUGAUUUUAUGACAGAUAAUAACAAAAGCCUUAAAACCCCUCAAGUACGAACAAGUAGCAGUAGAAAACUUUCACUAAGUGGCCGGAAAGUUUUGACGAGUUCAUUAUCCCAGGCUGCUAACCUUACACCAACAAUUGCUGGAAACAAUAACUUGUCUAUUGGAAGGUCUGGUGAAAAACCAACUAGCAUGGAAAAGUUUCGCCCAUUUGGUAAAAUCCGCCAACUGAUAGGCAACUUUAGUGAUGAAGAAGACAGUGACAUGUUUUGUACAAGCUCGGUUGCAUCGGGCGCAGGAGCAACAUUGGGAGUUUCUAAUGCAACUACAAAAUCUGUAUGUGGCAACCCAACGAUUUUUGAAGUUGCUAAGCCGUUUGGAAGGAAAGAUCCACAUAAGCAUUUUAAUGUGAUCCCAAAUGCUAGUUUGCCCUCACCAGCCUUCGAUGAGUUCUGUGAUGAAUAUUUUAGUUCUCCCAGGCCAACCAAUAAUGUUGCUUCCAGUGAAGGACAUGAUUUUGUUGUUGAUAGCUCUGUGCCAUUGUCUUAUCAAUAUUUUGACAAUGAAGAUGUAAGGAUUCAAAGGCUAUUGCGCCAGCGGUUGCGACAUUUUUUGCCUAUCAGUGCCAUUCUGCAAAGUGAAGGGCAGGGUGCAGAGCAAAUAGAGAUUGAUUACUUGGGUCAGUUUGGUGGCAGUCGAGAUGCCAAAGGUUCAACUGGAGUAAGUUUACAGGGUCAGGUUCAAAAUUCUACUAAAAAGAAAUCUGCCUCGAGAAGGUUGACAAAGAGAAAGAGGCCUACCCAUCAUGACAAUGUAAACAAUAACUGGACUACCACAAGAAAUCGAAUCUGUGAGCCAGCAGCUCCAAGAGAUGCAGGAAAGCGGAGAGUUAGUGCCAGUGGUCGGUGGUAUACGGGCCAGUCAGGGAGAAAGAUUUAUAUCACAAAAGAUGGUCAGGAAAUGACUGGUAAAAAUGCAUACUUGACCUACAGUAAGGACACAACUAAAAAUCCUCGGAAGUCUAAGAAAAGGUUCAAGAAAAAAGCUGCCAAGAAAAUGUAAAGAUGUAUAAGCUGGUUAUAUCACCUGCAAUACUGUUCAGAUGUAUAAGCUGGUCUGGAAAUUGAUAUAUUCAUGCUAGCAGACGCUCAUCACAUAUCAUGUUUUUAAAAGAACCAAUAUUGUGCUGUGAAUUACAGCGGAAUUAUGUUUUAUGAGCAUUCUUGGUUUAGAAGUAUGUUUCAUUAUAAUUUUAUUCUCCUAGUAUGUACAUAAUGAUAGCCGGUCUUCCAAUUAAUGUUUUAAUACUUGUAAAGAGAAACAGAUGCUUUUUCAUUGAUCAUAUCUCAAGUUUGAGGUAUGCUCGUUCAUGGCGGAGAAUGUCGAUAGAGUUUUUCAAGCGACACUUGGAACGAUGCCCCACAUUUUAAAUUCUAGUGAAAAGUUAAACUACCCUUAUAUGAAGUUUCAGAUGAUUAUUUUUUA